AGUAUCGCUAUGUAACAAGCGUGGCAAGUACCGGAUCUCCAAACCAGAAUCAUUACAAACGUAUUGAUCGUGAUCAGUAUUCCAAUGAAUUCAAGUUUUGCGUCAAGUUUAGGGCUUUACUCAUCUUUUUUUUUUCUAGCAGAACUAACGAUAUCAAUGACGGUAUCGGGCGGAAAUAUUAGGCCUUUGAGGGAUUCAAUGCUAGCCACCUAGUAUGCAAGGGAUGUAAGUAUCUCGAUGUGUCGAAGGUGUCGAAGGUGUCGUAUACUUCGUCUCUCACCGAACAAGGUAUGGUAUUUGUGUGGGGCGCCACCGUAGAUAUUUAGAAGGCGGCCUCCACAUCUGUGAAGGAUUCCCGUUGAUAUCUUUCAGAGUAAUUGGCAACUGAAAAUAAGAGGCAUCGCUUCCGGCAACAAUCAUCUGGAAGGGACAUCUACCGGACAUCUUCCAAAUAGGACAACGCAUCUACGCAUCUACGAAUCAUGAUCUAUCAACCACUGGAUGUCUCUAGAUUUGAGGCACGACUUUUACGACUCCUGAAUAUCCCAUCCAACCCUCUCGAGCCUCCGAGUUUCGAGACAAUAACGUGCUCACUUAUCCGCCCUCCGGAAUAUUUCGCUUUAUCCUACUGCUGGGGUGAUGACGCACAAAAAUCGACUCUCGAAGUUAAUGGGGAACCGAUUCAUGUCACGAAGAACUUAGCUGCCGCUCUGCGCUACUCGGGCUUUCAUCCAGGUGCCUUGAUCUGGGCAGAUGCAGUUUGUAUCAAUCAACAUGAUGUUAACGAAAAGGCGCAUCAAAUUCGGCUCAUGGGCCUUAUCUACUCGAAAGCACAAGCAACUGCAGUAUGGUUGGGGGACGAGGAAAGAGACACUCGAUAUGCUCGAACAUUCCUUGGAGAGAUCGACUUAGACGACGAAGACCAGCUGAACUCUAUAUCAGGCGAUAAGUUCAUAACGGCUCUUAAAAACACGCGCCAUCCCGUUAGAUCACUACGAGGGCUUCGCGAACUGUUGACAAGACCUUAUUGGGAACGUGUAUGGAUCAUACAGGAGAUCGCGAAGGCGGGGACAGUGCAUGUGAGGUGUGGUUCUCUUUGCUUCGACUUAAGUUCAGUCAUAGCAAGUACCGAACAUGUGGACAACUUACCCGAACGCAGCCGCAUCCUGAUUUCCACCAUUCAAGAGUUUCGAUUGCAAGAGUCGGAGGCACGACGUGGUGGCCUACGUAUGACCCUGCUACAGGCUCUGAUCAGAAGCCGAUAUUCCCUUGCAACCAACCCACGUGAUAAGGUCUACGCUCUAUUAAACCUUGCCAGAGACGGGAACGAUCUUGUGCCAACGCCAACGUAUAGUGAACCUAUCGAGGAAGUAUUCAGGGAACUAUCGAUGACUUUCCUCCAAUCGCCACAUCCAAUGGAGGCCACACUAUUGUCAUCGCGGGCUCCAUUGAAAGUUAGAUCUGAGGCUCAGCCUCCGUGGGCCGUUGAUUGGUCUGAUCUUGCCUUUAACAUGCCACAUUGGUUAACAUCGAAUUUAUCAGCAAGAUUUAAUGGACCUUUAAAAGAGAGAGGAUUUGGAGCGCCUACUUUUUCAGUAGGGUCGGUCAAGCUGCGUGGUCAAGGGCAAUCACUUGGAUCCGUCGACAGCCUUGGCGACACGUGGGUUAAACCAACCGCGCGACUCCCGCACGAGGAACGCCGGAACUCUAUUGCCACCAUGAAUUGGGUUUCUUCCAAUCUAUAUCGUCUAUUUAUCUCAGAAAAUUCCGACUCGCAAGCAGCUUCUUGCACAGAAUUAACUAUGGCUCUUGCUUAUAUCAUCGUUCACGCCGACGAGUCGAACACGGGUUCUGGGAUAAAAUCGCACAUUAAAGAAUUUUUGAGACAUCUUGGAAGCCUUAUUAUCAAUUCUUUUCCUAUAAGAACUUGGGCAAAGGGUUAUCUUGACUAUGAAGAGAGCCUUGGACCUAAGGAAGUUCCACGCCCGAAUAAGGAUAUGAUAUAUGCGGAGCCUAAAUCACGUUCUACGAAUAUAAGUCGCUUUAGAUGCUUUGAAGGUCCAACUAGCCCUCCACGAGAGGGACUCGCAGACUCUAAUCAGUUAUUAAUAUCUGCUUUUAAGGUCUGGGAUGACGCUUUUACCACGGUAAACCUGAGACCUGAAUACGGGCUUCAGUUUGCCAUCAGCGGUGGUAAUAUUGUCUUAGUCCCCCGCGCCACGCGAGUAGGAGAUAUGAUAUUUCGACUUGAUUCGUGUUACUUUCCCAUGGUGUUACGAAAGGUUGUCGAAAAGACCCAGACUACUUACAAGAUCAUAGGCGAAGCUUGCAUAGGCAUUGGCCCAGACAGACAAUGGAUUGCCGCUCGCGAUUGCCCAUGGUCAAUAAAACAUCAUAUGAAAAGUAUAGACUUAGUAGGAUAAGAGGUAAUAGAUUAUGUAUCAUUUACGCGGAUAUGAUUAUACCGCCAUUUUCUCUCAGGGAAAAAAUCUGUAUAUAUAUUUUCCCUCCCAUUUAUCCACGACUUCUUAUCUCCGCGCGAAGC
Molecule: messenger RNA, 2545 nt
Organism: Annulohypoxylon maeteangense
Lineage: Eukaryota; Fungi; Ascomycota; Sordariomycetes; Xylariales; Hypoxylaceae
Product: HET-domain-containing protein
Exons: 1
Coding region: 483-2423 (646 amino acids)
Source: RefSeq, a predicted model, not a curated record